Molecule: messenger RNA, 688 nt
Organism: Bipolaris sorokiniana ND90Pr
Lineage: Eukaryota; Fungi; Ascomycota; Dothideomycetes; Pleosporales; Pleosporaceae
Exons: 1
Coding region: 40-630 (196 amino acids)
Source: RefSeq, a predicted model, not a curated record
AUAAGCACGGCGAGUCGGAAGCGAUACGCAUUCUAGACGAUGCGAACUUGGCCUACUGGCCACUGCGAACACGAGUCGAAAGCUCUGGUUGACCCGUCUCACGGUCCAUUCACACUGGAUAUCCACUUCCAGACACACUAUUCGAACUCGUGCCCUUGCAGGCAGAAAAAUAUUCCUCAUGCUUUUCAGCUCAGCGACAGUGAACUGCGCAGUCAAUGGAGAACCGCGUUCCGCACCUCCGAUCUAUACAUGACUGGCACAAAUAGAAUUCCCGACACUCUGUUCGAACUCUUCCCCUUGUUCGCGCGCUUUGCAGGCAGAAACAUCAACACUUUGAUGAUUUGGCAGGUUUGUGUCAUAUAUAUCGAUAGCGCGUGGCACCGUGAGGGGAUUUUUGAUCAUCUUUGCUAUCUUCUACGGGAUCUCGCUUUGGGAUCGGAACACGAGAUGCAAAUAACGGCGCCGGCUGAUGAUAGCGUUGGCGACGAUAACAUAGUUGAUGAUGAGGAGGAUUAUGUGAUGAGUGGGGAUGAGGAUAGCGUGCUCGGUGGGAAGGGAGGAAAGGCAUGGGAGGAGAUGAUGACACGGAUAGGUUGUUGUGGGUACAUAGCGUCCUCUAUUUGGACAUGAGAGCCGCACCCCGGCUUGUGAUCCUUCUGCAUCUGGGGAGAAUGUAUUGUUACGCUCA